CAAAAUACCCAAGAACCAAUGGAGAAGUGGGGAAUGACGGGGACCAGCUGAGCUAAAGUGAAGUGGAUAUUCAGUUGGGAUUCUCUCUGCUCGGGUAGCAGCUGCAUGCCCUCGUCACUCUUAACAGUGCUCGUGAGGAGGCUGCCGUAUCAGGUGUGCCGGUUCUGUUAGUCCUUUUUGGUCGUCGUCAAAAUGGUGAUCAAAGUGUUUGUAGCAACGUCCUCGGGGUCCACAGCGAUUAAGAAGAAACAGCAAGAAGUAGUGGGCUUUUUAGAGGCCAACAAGAUUGACUUUAAGGAAUUGGACAUAGCCUGUGAUGAAGACAAUCGGAAAUGGAUGAGAGAGAAUGUUCCAGGUGAAAAGAAGCCACAAAAUGGAAUCCCACUCCCUCCACAAAUCUUCAAUGAGGAACAGUAUUGUGGGGAUUUUGACUCCUUUUUCUCUGCAAAAGAAGAAAAUAUUAUUUAUUCAUUCCUAGGGCUUGCUCCUCCACCAGGCUCAAAGGAGGGAUGGAUUGCCGAGGAGGCACCAGCUGUUCCAAAUGGUGAAGUUGCAGGAGAAGAGCAAAACACAGCAGAAGUAAUACAAGAGACUGAAAAGUCUGAAGCUAAUGAAGAGAAUGAGUUACAUACAGAAGACGAUGCAGGUGCUGAUGCUACCGAAGUUCCCACAGAAGAACAGGAAGAAGGUGAAGAACAACCGGCAACAGAAGAAGAAGCACAGGAGGAAGAGGAAGUAGAAGAAGAGGAAGAAGGUGAAGAGGAAGAGGAGGAAGAGGAAGAAGAAUCUUAGUACAACUUAGUAUGAUGUUUUCCUUCAAAAGAUUGUUCAGGAAGCAGAAGCCCAUGGUAACAUCACAGUGUGAAGAUAAAACAAUCACUUUCCUUUCAUCAUUGCCCUUCUUUCCAGCACCAGAUAUGGACAUAAAUGUGAGCUGAGAAAACAAGCAGCCCCACUCACAAUCUUUAUAUGUUUGCUAUUCUGGCUUUGUGUAAAGUCAGUCUUGAGAUCUUCAGAACUUGAUGACCAACAAUCAUUGCAGGUCUGAUUUGGGGACAUAGGUUCCAGUAGGCAGUGUUUGUUUCAGUCUCCAUGUUUAUGCCCAAUCAGACAUACACUAGCAACAUUCAACAGUGAUGACAAGACAGUUCAGAACUGGAAACUCUGAAGAAGCUCCAUAUGUAUGUGCCAUAAGCUGCUUAUCCCUAAACUAGCCUUUGAAGUGUAUGUUAUUUUUAAUGUACAGCAACUGAAAUAAACACUUUUCAUGCCAGCUAUUUGUGUGUUCCCUACAGGCACUAAUUUAUCAUAGUAAGUGAAGCAUCAUAAAAGUUAAAAAUGUAGCUUGAAUGGUGCUUUUGCUUAAAUUAUAUGCAGAAGAUUUCUUCUCUCAUAUGUAUUUUCAUGCUAUCCAUGUACAAUAUUUGAUUUUCUUGUCAUGACUUCAUUUCCCAUGGAAAUGGAGAUUUGCAAAAAGUAGUAGUACUUGUAGAUUUGCAAAAAGUAGUAGUAGUACUGUGAAAUACUCACUUACUAAAAGUCAGAUUAUCAGUUUUCCCCUUGUGCCACUGAAAAUGUUAUUUUCAGUUCUACCUGUAUUAUACUGUAAGUCUGAACAUGGAUUGCAACUCAUUAGUUCAGGGCAAAAUCUUCUGUCCUAUUCACUUGCAGUCCUUCUGGAUUUGAUGAGGCUGCAGUGGCACUGGAAAAUUCUUUAGUAGAAACCCGAAUGAGAAUGAUGGGAAUUGGCCAAAAACACAUUAUAUUAUUUCAAGUGCCCAGUUCAUUGUACCUGGUAUUUAUUUUGCAAUUUGAUUAUACCAGUAGCAUCAGGUAGGGAAAAUGACGUUACUGUUUCCUUGAAUUGCCUUCAUUGGUCUCCAGCCUUUUGAUGAUUAUAUUUGGACAAAUAUAACUCCAACUUGAAAAUCAAGAUCAAAACAUAACAAGCAUUUAACAAGACAGGUUCCGUGGGAAGUUAUGAUGAUGUGAUCUCUCUCUUUCCCUCUCCCUCCCUCCCAGGGUUAUAAAGUGCUCAAGCCUUGUUUAGGGAGACAGUUGCCUACAGAGCAUUACAUAAAUCUGAUACCAUCACAACCCAUUUACUCCAGAAGAGCCUUAUUUAAAUGAACAAGGCUUCUCAAGAGUAAGUGGACUAUGGUCAAAAUAAAGUUUCCUUCCUUUCUUGAACUGUGAUGCACAUAAGCACUUUGCUUGAAGUUGAACAACCUUCAGACAGAUUUAUACAAUGCCCUAAAAGUGUUAAAAUAGCCUCGUCCCACUCUGAUCUUGCAUAAUUUUAAAUAUUUGUGUACCUGCUUUGACUAAAUGACUAGUUUUUGGUUUGCAUUUCUGAAUGAGAUUCCAGGUUUUGGUCUCCAUUGGGGAGAUAUCUAUCUUCUAAGCAUGGGGAGCCCUCCAGUGUGCAGGCAUUACAUAUAAAACCACCAAUGCAAGAGAAUUUUGUUUUGAUGAAAAUAAUAGCAAUUCUUGUUGCCUAUUGUAGGUUUGGGUUGGCACAACUAUACUGUCAGCAGGACACUGCCUAUUACCAGUUGAAAUAAGACCUUAAUUGUUGAUUACAAUGAAAUUAUGGAGCAUUAUUGAUGUUGAUGAACAUCUUUUGUUAUAGACUUUAUGAGCCAGGGCUUUACCAGUUGACUGUGUAGCCACUUUUCUAGGCUUUUCUCUGUUUUGUUAUGUAUGUUAGCUUGCUUUUGAGUUGUUUCUAGCUGCAUGUCAUAGUGAGUGAGACACCCCAGUGUCUGUAAUGACUGCUCCGUAUGUUAUAUGUUUUUCCUCUUAGUGCUCUUGUAUGGUGUAAGAGCUGCUGCUGACCUCAGUGUACUUAAAAGUGACUUUUUAAAAUUCAAA
Hemicordylus capensis (graceful crag lizard) is the source of this 2874-nucleotide messenger RNA. RefSeq names its product SH3 domain binding glutamate rich protein (gene SH3BGR). The record is from RefSeq and is a predicted model, not a curated record. Bases 193 to 792 code for a protein of 199 amino acids. NCBI's taxonomy places the organism in Eukaryota, Metazoa, Chordata, Lepidosauria, Squamata, Cordylidae. The transcript is spliced from 8 exons. Gene Ontology annotation, cellular component: cytoplasm.